CCGAAACUUAGACACGGAAGUUUGUAACAUUUCCUCUGUUUUCUGUGUGUGUCAUAAACAACAACUAAGAAACUCGUAUUUGUUGAACAUGGUUUCGUGUAAAUUGCCUCCAGUCGAAUAAACGGAGGAUUCGAGGCGUUCCGUCGCUCAUAAAAGAAGCUGAAGUGUUCCGGGAGACACAGCAGCUUCCGGGAGAGAUGGAGGAGCUCUACACCUUAGAGAGGGAGGUGGGACGAGGCAGUUACGGUGUGGUGUUUGAGGGCCGUGUGGCCAAAACUGGACAGAAGGUGGCUAUUAAGCGGCUGCCCUGCAGCAACCCAGAGUGUAUUGAACUCUACUUGCAAGAGCUGUGGGCCAUGAGAACCACAGCCAGGAACCACGUCAAUGUCAUUGCACUGCACAGCUGCCUCCUGCAGACGGGGUCCAGGAGCCUGAAGACCUUAAAACCAGGGAACCUGCCCCUGCGUCUGGUUGAGAGCGUGCUCAAAGGAAGUGUGGUCACAGCAAAGCAAAGUCAGGAAAGCACCAGUCCUCAGUCUAACACCAGGAGGACAAACUCUGGCUUCAGACUGCAGGACAGGACUAACACUGUGCAGGCCAGAGCUCAUCUCCAUAACAAGGAUGAAUCAAAUGCAUCUGAGUCCACAACCCCUCAAAGGCCUCAGAGCAGAGUCAGGAAGAGACCGGCCCCGAGGGAGGAAGAGCAGGCUGCGCCGCUGCGCUGCUUGGCCCUGUGGCUCGUGAUGGAGUACUGUGAUGGAGGAGACUUGAAUCAGUACCUGCUCUCCAGGCCCCCAGAUGCUCAGCGUAACCACAGCGUGGUGCAACAGCUGUGCGGCGCCGUGGCCUUCCUACAUAGCCUGGGAAUCACCCACCGGGACCUGAAACCUGACAAUGUGCUGGUGUGUGUGACACCAAAAGGCCCCGUCGUCAAGGUGGCAGAUUUUGGUCUGAGCAAAAUGAGUGAGGGCUCCGUGGAUGGCGGCUUGACCAGACAGCACUUCUCCUCCACCUGUGGUUCGGACUUCUACAUGGCUCCAGAGGUGUGGGGCGGGCUGACCUACACGGCCCAGGCAGACAUAUUCUCUCUGGGCGUGAUGUUCUGGGCGGUCCUGGAGAGAAUCACCUUUCUGGAAGAAGGGACGACUCAGGAACAACUGGGUAAGCGUCUCGCUGAGAGAAGACGUCACCAUAAGCCUCUGCCUCACUAUUUGGCGCACUCGCAGGAAGGUGGGAAAGGUUGAGUGUGCGGUCGGCCCGGUGAUGAUGCAUCGCGCUGAAUCCAGUUUGCCUUAAUUAAGUGGCACAUAUUAAAAAUGUCAGCUGCUAUACAUCAUUCAUUUAUCAAGCAUGGAUGGUGCGAUCAUAAAUCUAAAUAGCAAAAAGAUGAAUGAUGAUUUAUGCAAUGCUGAUGUGGAUUAUAGUACCUUGUGUUUUAAUACAAGCUGACAUUAUGUAAUUCAGCCUUCAUCUUAUUAAUAAUUUAAGAAAUCUGCGUGUUCGUCCGUUCUCGCAUCUUUGCUCCAGACCUGAGGAAGUUUUAAUGAUCGCUGGCUCUCCACAGUGACUGCUGCCCACUCAGUAAGAGCCAUAACAAGAGGGAGAUGCAGCAUUCAGAAAUAAACUGAGAUCUCUGAAUCCCACAACAGCAAAGUGGUGAAAGUGUAACUUUCAGCAGAAAUAAAAGCACUUUUAAAAACGA
Molecule: messenger RNA, 1702 nt
Organism: Neolamprologus brichardi
Lineage: Eukaryota; Metazoa; Chordata; Actinopteri; Cichliformes; Cichlidae
Source: RefSeq, a predicted model, not a curated record